AGAAAAGGAUGAUGGACUAUGGAGAGAAGAAUCUCAUGUCUUUCUCACGUUCGCUGGCUGUCUCGCCGUUGCUUUGCUCGAGAAUUCACGCUUUCUCUGUAGCUCUUUUCUAGCUCCAUCUGUCACGCUUUUUUUUGUUUUCUAUUGGUUAAUUAAUUCGAAAGAGAAAGUUUGGGUUUUGACUUGAGGCGCUCUCCAUCCGUUCAUUUAAAUCGGAUCGGAGGGAGGUCUUAAGGCGAGAGAUCUGGGGGGGGGGGAUCGCUUCUCUCCGUCAGAUUUCGCGUGGAGCUGAAAGAAAAAGCGAACCUUUCGCCGGAACAAGGAGCUUGACGGCGAUGGGUUCGAAAGGCGUGAGGAGGAGGACGGGCUUGUUCUCCAGGGGGAAGAAUGAGGGAAAGCCGAAGUUGGAUGAUUCAGAAGAGAACGAUCAGGAGAUGAAGAAGGAGAAGAAAUUCGAGCGUCGGCUGGUGAAAUACGAGGCUUUGCCCGAUUAUCUGCAAGACAAUGAGUUCAUAUUGGAUCACUACAGGUGCGAGUGGCCGAUAAAAGACACGUUCCUCAGCAUUUUCUCAUGGCACAACGAAACCCUCAAUGUCUGGACGCAUUUGGGAGGAUUUUUGAUAUUUGUUGGAUUGAGCCUAAUGGAGGUUCCAGAGGUUCGAAGUUUGGUGUCUGGUUUCUCAAGAAUUCCGGCGCCGGUGACGACGGCAAAGAACGUCUCCGACAGCGUUUUACCGGACUUGUCAAGAACACCAGUACUCCACAUGGAGGACGGAAGCAAUGGCGCAGCAAUUCCCAGGUGGCCGUGGUUCGUGUUCCUGGUAGGGGCCAUGGGGUGUCUAGUGUGCAGCUCGCUGUCGCACCUCCUGGCCUGCCACUCCCGUCGUCUCAACCUCUUCUUCUGGCGCCUCGACUAUGCAGGCAUCUCGCUCAUGAUCGUCUCCUCCUUCUUCCCACCCAUCUACUACGCCUUCUCCUGCCACUCCCACGCACGAGACUUCUACCUCACCUCCAUUGCCAUCCUCGGCGUCCUUGCCAUCAUCACCCUGCUCGCACCUGCCCUGUCCGCCCCACGGUUCCGGCCCUUCCGAGCCACCCUUUUCCUCACCAUGGGCUUCUAUGGGGUGAUGCCAGCGGCGCAUGCCGUCGCCAUCCACUGGGGCGACCCCCACAUCUUUGUGGCGCUUGCGUACGAGGUAGCCAUGGGCGUGGCCUAUGCAACCGGGGCGGCUUUCUAUGUUACCCGGAUACCAGAGCGCUGGAAACCUGGCGCAUUUGAUAUUGCCGGCCACAGCCAUCAGAUCUUCCAUGUGUUCGUGGUUGCUGGAGCGCUUGCCCACUAUGCCGCCACUUCCGUGAUUAUGGAUUUUAGGGAGGGCUCCACAGCUUGUGAGCCCGACCGCUCUGCACUUGGCUGGGCUAUAAUGUAGUAGUACUAGUUUGCAAUUUGCAUUGUUAAGGUGGUUCCUCUGAAGAGGCUGUUUCAGGGGUAGGAGGCGUAGUUUUGUUAUGCCAAUACCAAUAUAUAGCUGUUGUAAAAGUUGCAAGGAAUUUUGGGGAUAUGGUAUGAUAAUUCUCCACAAGUUUUUUUUUUUUUUCACCCGCAAAAUCUUGAUCAUCACAUGCUACCUGCAACUGAACAACCCCCAAAAGAUGUAUUAUUUAUUUAUGUUUUUCAGAUUCACAUAGAGCCAAAGAGUUCAUCCUUCCGGAGGGAGUGGGCUGGGUUGGUUUAUGUUGGAAUUGUUUAGCUGCGUGACUGACAUGUUGAGCCAUCAUCAGAUUUGGCUGUGGCUGGCUUAACUUUAUUAUCAUCUUUUAUUGGGAUGUCGUUUACUCAA
Nelumbo nucifera (sacred lotus) is the source of this 1841-nucleotide messenger RNA. It is a transcript of the gene HHP2, whose product is annotated as heptahelical transmembrane protein2. Gene Ontology annotation, biological process: response to hormone. Gene Ontology annotation, molecular function: signaling receptor activity. Gene Ontology annotation, cellular component: membrane. Lineage: Eukaryota; Viridiplantae; Streptophyta; Magnoliopsida; Proteales; Nelumbonaceae. The record is from RefSeq and is a predicted model, not a curated record.